AUGGCUUUGGAUGACUUAAAUUACAAAGUGAGAUCCCAGAUAGUAAGUGGAAUAGAUAUACUUACUGCGGUGAAGCAAUACAAAGAGGAAGCGCAGAAAUCAAAGUACGAUGAGAACGUCGACAUAGAUGCUCGGUUAAAGCAGCUCUCUUCUAGCAUCACUUAUUCGGAUCAGGUGGCCGAACUUGUGGAGAGUUUGGACGAUAAAGAGAAAAUAGAAAAGCUUUUGUCCUUGAGUCACGAUCCUUCCAGGGAUGUUGAUUAUUAUAUCCUUUUGAAGUUGGUACUAAUGUGCUUAAAAGAACAAGAGUUGGCACCUUUGUUCGACAGAUGGAUGAGUAUCAACGUUUUUCCUCUGUCCACUAAUAUUAUGGCUUGGAGCUGUAUAGACGAGAUAUGUGGAAAGCUUUGUGUGGGACCCUUGGCACUUCUAAGGGCCUCUUCAACCAAAGAAUUCGAUACUAAGGUUGAUCAUCUCAUUCCGCUCGAUUCCCAUAGUAAAAACAAAAAUUUCCGUACCAUUCUGCGAUACAUAUUUGCACUUAAAGUGUUUGAAAAGAGCCCAAUUGCCGUGGAAAUUGGUGCUAAGUUCACCAAGUAUUGUCUUUGCUCUCUUCAAGAGCAUAAAUUCCCCAAGGCUAAUGAGUCCAAUGAGCAAGUAGACCUUUUGAUUAUUGCUUGCAUCUAUUUGCUUCAUCAAUAUCCCCACAGUAAACUAUUCGAUGCUCAUUCUAUAGCAGAGAAGGCACUUUAUGUUUCCUACCACAGUAUUCCAGUAAUGAAACUAUGGUGCUUUUCUGCUAUAUCAGAGAAGAAAAGUAUUGAGGUGCUUCCCGUCUUCAAAACAUACCUUCACUAUGUUACCGAUACAAUAAUGAAGCAUGGUAAUGACUUCUUCGAUCCUGUGGGUACCAUUGAAACAUAUGUCGUGGUUAUUAGCCACGUGACGCAAACCUGGGAGAACCCAGAAAGAGAGCUUUUUGAGCGAGUCUGCGAUUGGGUAGGAGAAUUGAAAUCGUGCAUCAAUGACUUUAUCAAAUUUGUGUGCGCCUCAUCUGAGUUGUAUACUACCACCCUUCGGCAAUAUAUGUCUUCUAUUUGGUUCCGGCUUGGUUUCAUCUACGAAAGACUUUGUUUUGUGUAUACGACGGCAGAAGAUGGUCUGGAUAAACGAAUUGAUAGUGCCUGUCGAUACUACAAAAAAUCGAUUGAUUUAAUUGAGUGCAUGCCUGCAAAACAGGUUGAAUUUGCUGAUUACUACUACCGUUAUGCGUUGAUUAUGGCCAAAAAACUUGAGUAUUCCGAAGCAAUUAAAGCCAUGAAGCAGGCACUAAAAAUAGAUCCAAAUGCCGUUGAAUAUCUCAAUGUUAUUGUACUACUCUAUUCUGCUGUUGAAGAUAGUAUGAGCAAGCCGUUGGGUAUUGCCAGAGAGGUAUUAGAGAGCUUUAAGGCGGGGGAUUGGAUCAAUCGUCCUCUAAAAGAUAGAUUGAAUGUACUUCAGAUGUACAUGACAUUUAUAGCCCUUGUUGAAGCUUCUUCGAGCUGUUUUGAGGCUUUGGAUUUCCUUCAGGAGUUGUUUAAUUUGGCUCAUAAGCUGUUGGGAGUAUCUGCUACCAUGGUCAGUGAGAACGGAUCUUCUAAAACUAAAGGUGACCUUGUUAGAAUCAUUUCUUCUCAUAGACCUUCGAUUAGAGAUCCCAAGGACGAUUUGCACCAGCUGUUGAGAACCGCAAAGCCUAAGCGUGGUGUUUUUAAUCUGAUAAGAACAAAGAAAAUUAACAAGCCUAAAAGUGAUCUAGUGAAGAGGUCGCAACAGAAGGAGGGACAAGUACCGCAGAUUGUCGCACAUCCCUCUGAUGAAGAAAAACGCAUAAUGCACCACCUAUGGCUUUGGUCUUCAAAGUUGUUUGAGAAAUGUGGACAAUUAUCUGAUGCUGAAGGAUGUAUCAAAGAAGCCGAAUCAGUCUAUCAGAAAACAAGUGAUUCGUACGCUCGAUUAGGUCAAUUACUCCUAAACAACAAUCCUAAAUUGGCAUUACAGCAGUUAGAAAUAGCGUUAGAGAUGAGUCAAGACACAAAUGUGGAAGCAAUUCUUGGAUUCGCCAAACUCGUUUUAUCCGAGGAUGGUAAGAAGGUGUUUAUAGGAGAGCAAGAUGAAAGAGCGGCUGUUGGUAGAUGCCAGAAUUACCUUCAAAUUCUCUCCUAUAAGUAUGAAUGUUUAACUAUGUCCGAGAUCUACUAUUAUCUGUCGGAGAUUUACGAGAGAUAUAACGAUGAGCCAAUGGUUGAGAAGACCUUAUGGAAGGUGAUCAGCCUUGAGGGAAAGAGACCUGUUAGGACCUUGCAGGGUGGCUUUUAG
Brettanomyces nanus is the source of this 2358-nucleotide messenger RNA. RefSeq lists its product as uncharacterized. The transcript has a single exon. Lineage: Eukaryota; Fungi; Ascomycota; Pichiomycetes; Pichiales; Pichiaceae. The record is from RefSeq and is a predicted model, not a curated record. Bases 1 to 2358 code for a protein of 785 amino acids. Gene Ontology annotation, molecular function: protein binding.